AUGAACGCUCCUGGCGAACUUGUCGCAACUGCCAUGGGUCUCUUGAAGGACCUACCUGAUGAGCGAUGGGGUGAAGAAGUACCACAACUGCGGGCAGUGCUGGCCGAGGAUGACGGUUCUUGGGAAUGUCAUGACGGUCGGGCUCCGCAACCAUGUGACAGUGUAUGUGGUGACGAUCGGGCUCCGCCACCAUUUGAUGAAGUAUGUGGUGACGGUCGGGCUCCGCUGCCAGUGCAUGGAAUGGCCUAUGACGGGGCUCCGCUACCUGAAGGUGAAUGUCCUGAUGGUCGGGCUUCGCAACUACAACAUGGAGGAUGUGCAGACGCUCGGGCUGGGGCACUAUGUGGUGAUCUUCCAGGCGACGGUCUUCAAGAUGAUGUGGAGUCUAUGUCACUGCCAACAAAGGUGACGGUGGAUGAUCCUCAACACGGGAUGUACCCUGGCUGGCCGGGCCGACUACCUGGUGGAGCACAGGGGCAGUUCUAUCGACCUGUCCGGGUAGAGCUCACCGUGGGAGGAGUGCCAAUGGUGGGAUACCGCCAAGGGAUCCCUGGUGUGGACUACUCCAUCGAGCUCACAAUGCGAAAAACUGAUCAACCAGAUCAACGUCCUGCAGCUGAACCACCAAUAGUGGGAAAAAUUUGUGUUACAGCGACUGGGCCGUCUUCGGCAAGUGCUGGGGCUUCAAGUGCGAGUUCAAGGGCUCCUACAACGGAAAAUCCUGGGGGUUCAACCGCAAGUUCAAGGGCUCCUGCAACAGAAAGCCAGGCAACUGCGGCCAGUGCAUCAAGUGCUCCUGCAACAGAAAAUCGGGCCAAUGCGGCCAGUGCACCAAGUGCAAAUCCAGCAUACUCCAGACUGGGAGUUGUGGCUGAAAGGGUGAUGCCUGACGGGAGUAGGGUCAUUUACAGAAACCCCAGGGAGACCUAUUACGAGAACGUCCCACCUCCAACGUCAAGUGCAUCUGCGCCCACUGAUCCGCCGACUGUUGACUCACCGGGUCCUGGUGAACCAGAGCCAGAGGCUGAGGACCUCACGGUGGAAGAAACGUCGUCUGAUGUCGAAGUGAUGGAAGUCAUGGUGCCGCACUACCUGCUGAACUUUGCCAUCAAGAUUGGGCUCAGCAUCUAUGUGAUGGAGGGCUUCAAGAUUCAAGAGAAUGUCAUGGCGGUCGGGCUUGGCAACCACCCGCUGGAAAAGAUCAUGGUGUCUGCGUAUGUCUGGACGCUCGGGCUUGGCAUCUUCAUGAUGGUGAAUGUCAUGGCUCUGGUGUAUGUCUUGACACUCGGGCUGAGCAUCUUCAAGGAUGUGUAUGUCUUGGCGCCGGUGAAUGUCCUGACAUUCGGGCUUCGCAACUAUGUAUGUGGCGACGCUUGGGCUCCGCUGCUGUGCUGUGCGACCUGCCACCUUUGGGCUCCGCGACCAUCUCUUGGGCUUGCUCCGCGACCAUCUCUUGGGAUGACUACCGAUGGUUGGGCUUGUGAUGGUGAUGAAUGCGGUGGAGGAGGUAGCGAUGAUCGGUACGAUGAUCAGUACGAUGAAAAGUACGAUGAUGUGGGGCUACUUCAUGGACGAGCUCUACAACCUCUUUGUGGUGAAGCCUUGCUGGGCUUCAAUGGUGCUGCAAGGGACACGCCUGGUCCCGAGGGAGCUGAAACGCUGGAGGAGAUCUAUGGCUGUGAUUGGGCCGCUCUACUUCCUGGACAUCAAGGACCAGCUGCUCUUCUUGGCCGUGGGCAUCUGCCCUCUUGCAUGCGGCCUGUCUGGCCAAUUUUGAAUGAGGAUCACAUCUGUGAGGAUGUUCAACUGUUUUUGGGCUUUUCUCAUCCUCAUGCAGAUCCUUGUAGCUGUGUAGCUAAUGCGAAUGGUAGUGAAAAAAGGGCUGUGCCCUACAAUGUGAAGCCUCAAGGGGUUUCGGAGCUGAUUGGUGCCAAGGAGAACUCCGACAGUUCUCAAAUCAACAGCCUGACUGGCGAUCAAAUCUCCAGGCAUCAAUCGGGUCCAGUAGGACCAAAAAAUGACGAGUUUUUGCAGGGUUCGGGUGCCCAGCUGAAGAUCCAAGUCCGUAGUGUGAACACUAGCCUUGAAGGGUCAAAAUCUUCAGCUGGCGCUGAGAGCCAAGUAGCCGUAGCACCGGUGGAAGGCAUGUCUGCCUACGGUGGUAGUUGUAGUGGUAGUUUUGUAGCUGCCAUGCUCUUCGCUCUGCCGACGUUGGUGACGGGACAGCCUGGUGAUGGUGGUCGCCGUGACCAAGACGGAGACUUUGGGGCAUUCCUGUUCUUCUUCGUGCUGCUGGCGGGCUACACUGCGAUGGUGAUUUUGGGAGUGCUGGCAUGCGUCUGGUGCCAACAGCUCCAUGGAGAAAGACGACAGGUUGGAGGGAAGGGCGCUGGCAAAGUGCGCAACUACUCCAAUCGAGAAAUGAAUGAAUUGUAUGGGAACGACGUGGCCAACAUCCAAUACAGCGAUGAGGAGGCGAUGCCGACUCCAAGACUGAGGAGAAGGAGGACCACUGGGAGCUCUUCACGGGGUUCUGGUGAUGGUCGAACUACGUCGCCGGCCUUCUCGGAAGCGGACUACGUGCCUACGCCAAGUACUCCUGACCACUGGGUGCCGAUGAGCACGCGCAUCCAAGAGCGACGUGAUCGAGCUGAAGAUGCACUACAUGGUGGAAAGGGGAAGGGAAAAGAAAAAGGAAAAGGAAGGGGGGGAAGAGAGAUCUUCCGGCCUGGCCAAGGGGCGCGACUUCGCCCGGCUACGCCCUCUCCUUCGGUCUGCCUGGCCGAGGAGAGCCAAGAAGAGACUUCAGUGGCCUCCACGCCGGGGACUGCUGACGUCACGCCUGAUGAGGAGGAGGAGGAGGUCGACCCGGCCAUUCCGUUCCCUCAUGGAGCGAAAGCACCUCCGGCAGCCUGGAUGCAAGGACAACGUCCACCAGGGCGGCCGCAAGCUUUCCCGCAACAGCAGGGCCUACAAGGGCCUCAAGCGAUGCAGCAGGGGCCAAUUGGGCCUCAGCCACAACAUGAACUUCAAGGAGCUGAAGGGGCGACGCCAAAAGCCGCUCCGGCUACAGAAGGGGCGACACCAAAAGCCGCUCCGGCUGCGGGCAGCACGGCAUCACAGGCCGUUUAUGCUGCUGCUGCUGCCGACGAUGAACCUCGUGGGGGCGACCAGGCAGAGCCAGCUGGCGAGCCAGGUUUGCCAGAUGAUGGGCCACGGCGGGGUGAGUCAGACGAAGUACCCCGGCCGACCAUCUUCACAGCCGCUUUUGGCACGGUCUAUCACGUGAGGCCGAGCUGCGGAAAAUUGAAAUGCGCCUCGCGCAUCUACAGGCAUGAAGCCUUCACGCCUUGUCCCUGUGGACCGCUACAGCGUGGUGGGAUGGUCUACAUCCUGGAUAACAAGUACCACACGGUGAAUCAUAGCAGAUUCCCAAUGUCAAGGAGGCCAUGUACUGAGUGCGCCGGCUGA
Cladocopium goreaui is the source of this 3471-nucleotide messenger RNA. NCBI's taxonomy places the organism in Eukaryota, Dinophyceae, Suessiales, Symbiodiniaceae. The record is from the annotation of a GenBank genome assembly.